Messenger RNA from Macrobrachium nipponense, 3347 nucleotides. RefSeq lists its product as uncharacterized. NCBI's taxonomy places the organism in Eukaryota, Metazoa, Arthropoda, Malacostraca, Decapoda, Palaemonidae. The record is from RefSeq and is a predicted model, not a curated record. The coding region runs from base 277 to 1116 and encodes 279 amino acids. The transcript is spliced from 9 exons.
CUCACUCUUUCACCAGCACUCGCACUCACACACUUCACUCUCGCAGUCGCUGGCAACGGGGUGAGGAGUAUAGUACUUAUCCUGGUGCCGAAAAAAAAAAAAAACACAAGUGCUGAAUAAAGUGACAGUAAAAAAAUUUUUUUUUGAAAUCAACGUGACGAUGUGCUGACAUCAAGACGUAAUCAGGAGAGAACUAGUAAUUCUGACAAACACCGUCACUGUGUCACAAACGUCGUCGAAAUCUGACAGACAUUCCGUCAAUCUUCACUUCGCAAGAUGGCGCGUGGUAACAAUGUUUACCGUUCCCUCGCCUGCUUUUGCGUGCUGCUCCUGACAGGAAUCGCCCAAGGACUCCAGGUCGAUGAUGAGCUUUUGAUCGAAGUUGUCGAGAACGGAACGGUCGACGCUGUCGAGUUCGACUGUCCCUACACGAUCGAGGAGGAGGACCUCGGCCUCGCCGUCAAAUGGUUCUUCAGAGACAACCCCGUGCCCCUCUACCAGUGGAUCGCUGGACACGGACCUUCGCACCUGGGCUUGUUCUCCGACCGUAUUGACCUCGCAUACGAGUCAUCUGAUGACCCGGACCAUAAGCACAGCGGCCUUCGACUUCUGAAUCCGACGACAGACAUGUCUGGGGACUACAGAUGCCAAGCGUCCACUUUCGACGUCGAGUUGGAAAUUCCCAGGAAGCUUGUGGUUUACAGCAAACCGUCGAACGUCGAAAUCUGGACCAAAGAGGAAGGAGAAGACAGCGUCCGCGUCUUCUGCAAAGUCAGGGACAUCUAUCCCGAACCCGAAGUCACUUUUCACAUGAUGUCUGAGGAUGAGAACGACAGGGCUAAACUCGAGGGCGUGGACGUCGUCAAGUCCUGGGACGACAACCUGUACCACGCGAUGGUCGAGGUCCUGGUGAAGGAGGAGGAGUUGGACGGGCCCACCCACUUCGAGUGCGAGGUCACCAUUCCUCACACCGAGGUCUUCGUCACCAAUAAAACUCAUUACGAGCCGAGAGCAAAGGUUGGGGCUGGUAAGGAUGAUAUGAUUUCUGGGAGCGAAGCUCAUUCUGCCAUGGCAGUCGUCGUAAGCUUAGCCUUCCUGGCGAUUUGGCGAUUUUAAAUUCUAGGUUCAUCAUACCGCUAAUACGACAAAGACUUGAAGCCACAGUGUUCAUAUUGAUCCGGAGAAGAAACAGGGCGUGAGGACCUUUGAUUUUUCUGCGGGUCGUGCCAUCUAUACCCGAGAUAACUUUCUCUUUGUUUUGUCGGGUUGUCCCUGUCAGAGGACUCGGGCUGAGUGAUAAUUACCCCAAUCGAUGUGACGAUGUUUUGGUCACUGAAACUUUUCAUUCGACUCCGAUGCUUGACAGUAUUGUCCCCUGGAACAGUUAUUCGACUCUUUCCGUAGGAAGUAAAAUAUCAAAAGUUCAAGCAGAUCGGUGACAACAAACAACAAGAAGCCUCAGAUGUCGCUUUUCACUGCAGCCUUGGGGGCGCUCGACAGUGUUUAAAACGUCCAUUGAUUACCAAGUUUUCCUGUCUAGUGCGUAACUUUAUCUGGAAACAAAAUGGCACCCAGAAGUCUAAUGUCUGACAAUUUACCAAAUCAGUGAAAUCUUGUAACAUCUGGAUGAAGUUGUUGCAGAUGGUCUUCCAUUCUUGUGGAUGGUGUAAGUGCCUUGUUAGAUUAUUUAGAAAACCUGCCGUUCACGAGGCAAGAGUUUGUGAAGCUCGGGCAAUUACAAAACCACAAAGACAAUUCUCUUAGACAUCAGAGUCUUUUCAUCUCAGGCCAAGUUCACAAGCCACUCCUCAGAAGUGUGGUGCAGCUGUCAAAUAUCAAAGGACGCUUCCUACAGCAUCAUGGGCCUUAGUCUGAAAAAGAUCGACAGCUGUCAGCUGCGACCACGAAAAGAUCGGUGACUUGAGUCUUGGUCUAGAGUGAACAUAUUGUGAAUAGUAAUUUAGUCAGAGAUUAUAGUCAAUUUGUGCAAUGGCCAGUAUGAAUCUCAGUAACGUAGGGAAACCAUUUUCACAAUCAAAGUGCACUUAUUUAUGAAAUAGAUCAUUAUUUUGCUUACUGUACUUACUUCUGAGAGGAAUAUAUACAUCAUUCAUAGACUUUGCAUGGCUUGUGUUGAUUUGUUUAAAGCUAAAAUAAUGCGUACCAGAAUCCGGCGGUGUAAAUAAUUUGCUUGUACAAUAAUGAAAAAAAAAAGUUUGAGUAUUUGAAUUCUUGAUGACAGUGUUAAACCGUAUGAUUGUAAAUCACGCGGAAGAUCUUUGUUUUAUAUCGUAUGGGAAUUAUUUCCUUUUAAUUCUAUAUAUCGCAAUCUUCAUUCAUUCAUAUCACUUACAAAUAUUUUCCCUUUUUCAGUUUUGCAAUCAGCGAUUUGUUUGUUGCUUUGUCACACAAUUAAUAUUCUUUUUAGCCUUAUCACAUCACUGAAAUUUUCAUAAAGCUCUAGAUUCUACGAUCUGAUCUGUUUACAAAAUAAUUAGAAAUGUUUAGCCAAAGACAUUUAUUUGGCGGCCCUCUGUCUUCAAAAACGUUUGCAUGCCUUCUCAGUGAAAGAUCUUUGAAUGCUGAGUGCCAUAACUUACUUUUCGUAAUAUUCUGUAAGAGUUUGUUAAGGAGCCUAGAAAGUUCACCAGAUACUUACUCUAUUGGCUUUUUCUUAUACAAGGAGGGCUAAUUCUACACUUUAACUUGCAUCUCAUCUGGGCUUGGAGCUUAAGUGAAUAAAGCUUUCUUUUGUGGGCGAGUACGUCGUAUUUGAUCCGAGUACCCAAAUUCCGCCUCAAUAUUUAUUUUUGGUUUGUAAAUAUCGCUGGGAUGAGUAGCCCAACUUCCUUGAAGCCCAAAGGAAAUCAUGGUAACUUAAUAUUGAAAUAGGAAAAACACAUUGCUAUUAUAAAACAGCAGCAAUAGUGCGGAAAGCGGUGAUUUUUUAAGCCAUGGAAACUUAUCUUAAUUCCAUCACUCACUGAGCAAUUAUUCUUGCACUUAAUUGUUAUUUUUGUGAUAAGCUAAUGAAGGAUUCACCUAGAAUCAUAAAGAACGUUUCUUUUACAUUUGAUUCAUCAUGCAUUCAUCCUCAUUUUCCUUAUGGCUCUCUUGUUAUACAUAAGCAAGUGUUAAUGAAUGUGUUAGUUUGAAUGAUGAUACAAACGAAUGGAUCAUGCUUUUAAGAAAACUACGAAGCCAUGAAUUAUAAAAUCAAUGUCACUAAUAUAUAACUUGCUUUGUCUGUAUGAAUUUCUGGUUUAUACCUUCAUAAGGCCUUGGCAUAUGUAUGUUGUUGCUAGUCAUAUGCUAUUUUAAGAAAUAAAAAAUAAAUUUGACCUGCU